AUGGCUCUUCUCUCACAAUCGCUAGCCACAGACCUUGACACACCCAGCCUUUGUCAAGCCGCCCCCAAGCGUAAGUGCCCGCACUGCGAGUACUAUCCUUAUCGCCAAGAGAAAAAGGUAUGCGAGGCUUGCGAGUUCAAGAUGGGCGAAAAGGGCGUGAGGAUCUAUUUUGAGAGUAACGAGAAGAACUGGGUUGUUUAUCACCUCGUUCGAGAAGGAGAGCUACCGGCCAGGAAUAUACUAGAGGAUCACAUGCGCACACGACUUGUUAACGAGAAUCGCUGUCGACGACUGUCAUGCGCAGUGGAAAGAUUCUCCGUUUACGUCCACUGCGACCCAUGCCGAGAGGAGCUCACGAGCAAAGGCCGUCUUGCUGACAUGAAGGAUCCAAGGGCUGUCCCCGAGACAUCUGUUGACUACCUUCGGGCGUUGGGCUACUCUGAGACAGGGUUUGCUAUGAGGAUUGCUAAGAAUGAGACUUGGAUUCUGCCUGAGGACUGGAGAUGGGAGAGCUCACUGGGUCAGUUUGUGCAUCCUGAUCGCAAGAUAUACAACGGGAAUCUGGAUCCUGAGGAGAUGGUUUGA
This is a messenger RNA of Fusarium pseudograminearum CS3096, 585 nucleotides long. RefSeq lists its product as uncharacterized. NCBI's taxonomy places the organism in Eukaryota, Fungi, Ascomycota, Sordariomycetes, Hypocreales, Nectriaceae. The transcript has a single exon. Bases 1 to 585 code for a protein of 194 amino acids. The record is from RefSeq and is a predicted model, not a curated record.